CAAAUCAAAACAGUCGUGUUUACAUGCAGGUCUUUGUUUUUCACGUUGGGUUUCUCAUCUUUUACCGCCAAUUCGCAGUGUUUUAUUUGUGCUGUGACAAGAGGUGACUAUACAAUGCGUCCUACAAAGCACAAGCAAGCCUUGAGAGCUCGUAUGCUUGCAGCAUUGCAAAUAAAACGUGAAAAAGGAAACCAAAACAAUAAAAUCAGUGGCUCCCACGUGUUUGCUAGUGAAGGUGAAUCUGUGGACAACGGUGACAAGGGAACUGUGGAAAUACCGGCAACAAGUGAAAUAAGGAAAAAGUAUGUUACCUUUGAAGACAAGGAACUUCCUGUUAGCGAAAAUAUUGUGAUGAUUGGUGAAGACAAACUAAAAAAGCUGGCUGAAGUGAUUGUGUGUGACAACAAAAAAUGCAAAUCGAAGUGCAAAGUUGAUGUGAAAAAAAAUCAUUAUGAAGUAGAUUUGGUUGUCCAGUGUAUCAAAUGUGAUAAGAUAAUGUAUGAAUGUGAGCCUAAAAGAGUAACAGUUCCCAAUACGAAAAAGGUUUUUACCGAUACCAAUCUAAGAAUGGUUUUAUCUUCCCUGAUGAAUGAUAUUGGUUGUGUAGGCCUCAAGAGACAAAGUGGCAUUCUAGGUUCACCACCAUUAUCGUCUUGGAUGUUUGAUAAAUAUCAAAAUGCCCUUUGUGAUGCUGUGCUGGAUAAGUACAAUAAAUUGAAAGAACUUGCUAUAAAUGGUGUAUUUGAAUAUUAUAAAGAGGUGGGACAGAUGCCUGAUGAAAAUGGAGUGAUCGAGGUGGAUGUGACUUAUGAUGCAACAUGGUUGACACGAGGUCACAAGUCGAAGAUAAGAGGAGUGGGGAGGGGACCAGGAGCCAUACUGCAUGCCUCCGCAUCAACACAUCUCAAUCGUACAGUAAGGUUUCUGGCCACAGGAUACUCAUUCCGUUCACUAGCCUUUUCAUUUCGCAUGGGGAAAACUUCUGUAUCAAGGAUUGUGAAGGAAGUAAGCGAGGCUAUAUGGGAAACAUUUCAAGAUACAUAUCUCCCAUAUCCGACAGAGGAGAUCUGGCUGGAAAAUUCUGCAAGAUACGCAUCUAAAUGUGAUUUUCCAAAUUGUUUGGGUAGCAUUGAUGGAAAACACAUACGGAUCAAAUGUCCAGUGUCCACCGCAGUCAGGAUCAAUGUAUUAUAAUUACAAGCAAUACUUUUCCAUCAACUUACAAGCAGUUGCAGGAGCAGACUGUAAAUUUACAGUGAUUGAUGUUGGUGCCUUGAAUAUACUACAGGACACAAAACUUCCAAAUACAGAUGUGUCCCAACCCUAUGUAUUAUUGGGAGAUGAGGCCUAUCCUUUACUAAAACAAUGAGACCAUUCCCACGACAGCAACUAGACGAAAAGAAACGCAUCUUCAAUUACAGGCUAUCACGUGCCAGAAGAAUGGUGGAAUGUGCUUUUGGUAUUCUUACGGCAAAGUGGCGGAUUUUGCAAAAAAGCAUAGAAACAGAUAUCAAUGGUGCAAUUAUAAUAACCAAAACAACAUGCAUCUUGCAUAACAUUGUAUUAACACAUGAUGGAUUUAAAGGUGUCGAUAGUAACCAUACAGUAGAUGGUGCUGAAGUAGACCUACGCUCCAUUUGUAAUGCUAGGAGAAAUAAUCGUUACAGAGUGUGCCAAAAAUAUAAGGAAUAAAUUUGCUGAUUACUUCUGUACUCCAACAGGAGAAGUUGCCUGGCAGUAUGAUUGAUAGAUCUAUGUAAUGUUCUCGAAACUGUUUGCUGGAAUUUCCAUAUAGUAUUCAUAUUUUCUAAUUCAUUGUAUACCAGUGUACUAGAUUUUAUGCAUAUCUAGUUAAUUCUAUGGAAAAGUAAAAUGUUCUUGCUUAUAAAUGUAUCAUUAUAUUCUAGUAA
Macrobrachium nipponense is the source of this 1910-nucleotide messenger RNA. RefSeq lists its product as uncharacterized. The record is from RefSeq and is a predicted model, not a curated record. The coding region runs from base 115 to 1194 and encodes 359 amino acids. NCBI's taxonomy places the organism in Eukaryota, Metazoa, Arthropoda, Malacostraca, Decapoda, Palaemonidae. The transcript is spliced from 3 exons.